Ipomoea nil (Japanese morning glory) is the source of this 6736-nucleotide messenger RNA. RefSeq lists its product as uncharacterized. Gene Ontology annotation, molecular function: protein kinase activity; protein binding; ATP binding. Gene Ontology annotation, cellular component: plasma membrane. Lineage: Eukaryota; Viridiplantae; Streptophyta; Magnoliopsida; Solanales; Convolvulaceae. The transcript has 32 exons. Bases 21 to 6620 code for a protein of 2199 amino acids. Gene Ontology annotation, biological process: hormone-mediated signaling pathway; protein phosphorylation. The record is from RefSeq and is a predicted model, not a curated record.
AUAUAUAGUAGUACUUAUUCAUGGAAACCUUAAUUAGCCCGUAUCAAUUGUCAUAUAUGCAUACUAACAUGGAGAUCACAAACCUAUCUUCUCUACUCUCCUUCUUCAUUUUAGCAUUGGCUUUCAUACCCAGCGCCCUACCCACCAACAUCACCACUGAUCAAUCCUCUCUUCUUUCUUUGAAAUCCUACACCACCUUAAGUCCCAACCAUACAUUGGCAAAUAACUGGUCAAUCACUGCUUCUAUUUGCAACUGGAUUGGAGUUGUUUGCGGAUCCAAACACCACAGAGUGGUCGCAUUAGACAUAUCAAGUAUGGGUAUUCUGGGUACCCUUCCUUCACAAAUAGGCAACCUCUCAUUUCUUGUUUCUCUUAACAUAAGUCACAACAAUUUCUAUGGAAAUUUGCCUAGAGAGUUAGCCAGUCUACGCCGACUACAAUACUUAGAUUUUGGUUAUAAUAAUUUUAGUGGGAAAAUUCCUGAGGAGAUUGGCAAUCUUGAGAAUACAAAAUGGCUGAUAUUGGAAGUUAACCAACUUGAUGGUCCUAUCCCCUUCACCAUCUUCAACAUUUCCACAUUACAAAAUUUGGUCCUCAACAAUAAUAGCUUAUCUAGCUCUCUUCCGAUGAAGCUCUGUCAACAUGCUACAAGACUCAAAAUGCUUCGCCUGUCUUACAACAAGUUGAGUGGUUAUAUUCCAAAGAAUUUAUCAAGUUGCUCAGAACUUGAAAAAUUACAGUUGCGUUACAACAAUUUUGUUGGGACAAUUCCAAAGGAGAUUGGGAGCUUAAAUAUGCUUCAGGUUUUAAGACUCGGCAGUAACAAGUUAGAAGGAAUAAUACCUGAAACAAUAUUUAACAUUUCUACACUAACUUUUAUAAGCAUGGGAAACAACAAUCUGUCUGGUAUUCUCCCACCAAACAUGUGUUCACAUUUUCAAAAUCUUGAAGAACUUCACUUGUAUAGGAACAAGCUACGUGGAAACAUUCCAAGAAGCAUAGGUGAAUGUUCUUCACUUAAAUACCUCAUAAUGUGGGAGAAUCAACUAAAUGGGUCGUUGCCAAGACAGAUUGGAAAUUUGACAAUGCUAAAAGAUCUUGAACUUGCUGAGAAUUCAUUUUCAGGUGAAAUACCAAGAGAGAUUGGGAGCUUGAAUAUGCUUCAAAUUUUAAGGCUCGGUAGUAACAACUUUGAAGUCUGUUUGGUAUUCUUCCACCAAACAUGUGUUUACAUCUUCAAAACCUUGAAGAACUUUACUUGUAUAAGAACAAGCUAUAUGGAAACAUUCCAAGAAAUUGGAAAUUUGACAAUGCUAAAAGAUCUUGAACUUGCUGAGAAUUCAUUUUCAGGUGAAAUACCAAGAGAGAUUGGGAGCUUGAAUAUGCUUCAGAUUUUAAGACUUGGUCAUAAUAACUUGGAAGGAACAAUACCUGAAACAAUAUUUAACAUUUCUACACUAACAUAUAUAAGCAUGGAAAACAACAGUCUGUUUGGUAUUCUUCCACCAAACAUGUGUUUACAUCUUCAAAAGCUUGAAGAACUUUACUUGUAUAAGAACAAGCUAUAUGGCAACAUUCCAAGGAGCAUAGGUGAAUGCUCUUCGCUUAAAUACCUUUAUAUGUGGGGUAAUCAACUAAAUGGGUCGUUGCCAAGACAUAUUGGAAAUUUGACAAUGCUAAAGGAUCUUGAACUUGCUGAGAAUUCAUUGUCAGGUGAAAUACCAAGAGAGAUUGAGAGCUUGAAUAUGCUUCAGAUUUUAAGAGUUGAUAAUAACAACUUAGAAGGAACAAUACCAGAAACAAUAUUUAACAUUUCUACACUAACUUAUUUAGACAUGGCAAACAACCAUCUCUUUGGUAUUCUUCCACCAAACAUGUGUUCACAUCUUCAAAAGCUUGAAAAACUUUACUUGUAUGCGAACAAGCUAUAUGGCAACAUUCCAAGGAGCAUAGCUGAAUGCUCAAUGCUACAAGCUCUUCAACUUACUAAGAAUUCCUUGUCAGGUGAAAUACCAAGAGAGAUUGGGAACUUGAAUAUGCUUCAAAUUUUAAGACUCGAUAAUAACAAUUUGGAAGGAACAAUACCAGAAACAAUAUUUAACAUUUCUACACUAACUUAUAUAAACAUGGCAAACAACAGUCUAUUUGGUAUUCUCCCAUUGAACAUGUGUUCACGUUUGCAAAAGCUUGAAGAGCUUUACUUGUAUAAGAACAAGCUAUAUGGCAACAUUCCAAGGAGCAUAGGUGAAUGCUCAUCGCUUGAAUACCUUUAUAUGUGGGAUAAUCAAUUAAAUGGAUCGUUGCCAAGAGAGAUUGGAAAUUUGACAAUGCUAAACAAUCUUCAACUUACUGAGAAUUCAUUGUCAGGUGAAAUACCAAGAGAGAUUGAGAGCUUGAAUAUGCUUCAGAUUUUAAGAGUUGAUAAUAACAACUUAGAAGGAACAAUACCAGAAACAAUAUUUAACAUUUCUACACUAACUUAUUUAGACAUGGCAAACAACCAUCUCUUUGGUAUUCUUCCACCAAACAUGUGUUCACAUCUUCAAAAGCUUGAAAAACUUUACUUGUAUGCGAACAAGCUAUAUGGCAACAUUCCAAGGAGCAUAGCUGAAUGCUCAAUGCUACAAGCUCUUCAACUUACUAAGAAUUCCUUGUCAGGUGAAAUACCAAGAGAGAUUGGGAGCUUGAAUAUGCUUCAGGUUUUAAUACUCGAUAAGAACAACUUGGAAGGUGAAAUACCAAGAGAGAUUGGGAGCUUGAAUAUGCUUCAAAUUUUAGAACUUGGUAAUAAUAACUUGGAAGGAAUAAUUCCAGAAACAAUAUUUAACAUUUCUACUCUAACUGUUAUGCACAUGGCAAACAACAGUUUAUUUGGCAUUCUCCCACCAAACAUGUGUUCACGUUUUCAAAAGCUUGAAGAGCUUUACUUGUAUAUGAACAAGCUAUAUGGAAACAUUCCUGAGAGCAUAGGUGAAAUACCAAGAGAGAUUGGGAGCUUGAAUAUGCUUCAGAUUUUAGAACUUGGUAAUAAUAACUUGGAAGGAAUAAUUCCAGAAACAAUAUUUAACAUUUCUACUCUAACUGUUAUGCACAUGGCAAACAACAGUUUAUUUGGUAUUCUCCCACCAAACAUGUGUUCACGUUUUCAAAAGCUUGAAGAGCUUUACUUGUAUAUGAACAAGCUAUAUGGAAACAUUCCUGAGAGCAUAGGUGAAUGCUCUUCACUUGAAUACCUUCAUAUGUGGGAUAAUCAAAUAAAUGGAUCAUUGCCUAGACAGAUUGGAAAUUUGACAAUUCUAAAGGGUCUUGAUCUUUUUGGGAAUUCCUUAUCUGGUGAAAUACCAAGAGAGAUUGGGAGCUUGAAUAUGCUUCAGAUUUUAGAACUUGGUAAUAAUAACUUGGAAGGAAUAAUUCCAGAAACAAUAUUUAACAUUUCUACUCUAACUGUUAUGCACAUGGCAAACAACAGUUUAUUUGGCAUUCUCCCACCAAACAUGUGUUCACGUUUUCAAAAGCUUGAAAAGCUUUACUUGUAUAUGAACAAGCUAUAUGGAAACAUUCCUGAGAGCAUAGGUGAAUGCUCUUCACUUGAAUACCUUCAUAUGUGGGAUAAUCAAAUAAAUGGAUCAUUGCCUAGACAGAUUGGAAAUUUGACAAUUCUAAAGGGUCUUGAUCUUUUUGGGAAUUCCUUAUCAGGUGAAAUACCAAGAGAGAUUGGGAGCUUGAAUAUGCUUCAGAUUUUAGAACUUGGUAAUAAUAACUUGGAAGGAAUAAUUCCAGAAACAAUAUUUAACAUUUCUACUCUAACUGUUAUGCACAUGGCAAACAACAGUUUAUUUGGCAUUCUCCCACCAAACAUGUGUUCACGUUUUCAAAAGCUUGAAGAGCUUUACUUGUAUAUGAACAAGCUAUAUGGAAACCUUCCAAGGAGCAUAGGUGAAAUACCAAGAGAGAUUGGGAGCUUGAAUAUGCUUCAGAUUUUAAGUCUUGGCAGUAACAAGUUAGAAGGUGAAAUACCUAGAGAGAUUGGGAGCUUGAAUAUGCUUCAGAUUUUAAGACUCGAUAAUAACAACUUGAAAGGAACAAUACCAGAAACAAUAUUUAACAUUUCUACACUAACUUAUAUAAGCAUGGCAAACAACAGUCUAUUUGGUAUUCUCCCAUUGAACAUGUGUUCACGUUUUCACAAGCUUGAAGAGCUUUACUUGUAUAAGAACAAGCUAUAUGGCAACAUUCCAAGGAGCAUAGGUGAAUGCUCAUCACUUGAAUACCUUUAUAUGUGGGAUAAUCAAUUAAAUGGGUUGUUGCCAAGAGAGAUUGGAAAUUUGACAAUGCUAAACGAUCUUGAACUUACUAAGAAUUCAUUGUCAGGUGAAAUACCAAGAGAGAUUGGGAACUUGAAUAUGCUUCAGAUUUUAAGACUUGAGAAAAACAAGUUAGAAGGAAUAAUACCUGAAACAAUAUUUAACAUUUCUACACUAACUUCUAUAAACAUGGGAAACAACAAUCUGUCUGGUACUCUCCCAACAAACAUGUGUUCACAUUUUCAAAAUCUUGAAGAACUUUACUUGUAUAUGAACAAGCUACGAGGAAACAUUCCAAGAAGCAUAGGUGAAUGCUCUUCACUUAAAUACCUCAUAAUGUGGGAGAAUUCCUUGUCAGGUGAAAUACCAAGAGAGUUGGCAAACCUUGAUAAACUAGAGAAGCUUGAGUUGCAGAAUAAUGGAUUAAGUGGUUCUAUUCCGUGGGGAAUCUUCAAUAUUUCAACUCUUGAAGUACUGGAACUGUCAUUUAAUGAGUUUUCAGGUACUCUUCCAACAUCUUUAGGUUAUUGGCUUCCCAAUUUAAAAGAAUUGUAUCUUUGCGAUACCAAUAUUGGAGGAGUUAUACCUCCCCAAAUCUCAAAUGCUUCCAACCUUGCUGUUAUUGAACUUGGCGAGAACCAAUUCACAGGCUUCAUUCCGAACUCCCUUGGAAACUUAGCACAACUCAAAUAUCUACGUCUGACUAAGAACAAUCUAACAACUGAUCCUCAAUUUAGCCUUAUGACUUCAUUGGCAAACUGUAGAUACAUCCAAAUCUUAUCAUUGUCGUUUAACCCUUUAAACGCCAUGCUCCCAAAUGCAAUCGGCAACCUCUCCACCACUCUCCAAAUUUUCUAUGUUGCAUAUUGUAACAUCAGGGGACGAGUUCCACAGGAGAUUGGCAAUCUAAGCAGCUUAUACGAGUUGAGUUUAUGGUCCAAUGACAUUAUUGCAUUUUUGCCUGCAACCAUUCAGGCUCUUCAGGGUCUUCAGGAGUUAGACAUAUCAGAUAACAGAUUUAUAGGAUCAUUUCCAGAUGUGGUCUGUAAACUACAGAAUAUGUUCCGGAUAGACUUAGGAAAAAAUAAAUUUUCUGGUCCAAUCUCAGAUUGUUUAGGGAACGUUUCUUCCCUGAGAGAGAUCUAUCUGUAUGAAAACGAUUUCACUGUCUUUCCUCCUACCCUUUGGAGCCUUGAAAACAUUUUGAGGGUCGAUUUGAAUUCGAAUAACUUGAGCGGUUCUCUACCUCAAGAAAUCGGAAAUGCAAGGACGGCAAUACUUAUUGAUCUCUCAUAUAACAAAUUAUCUGGAGAAAUUCCAAGUAGUAUUGGAGGUUUAACAGAGUUGAUAAAUUUUUCUGUGUCUCAUAACAAAAUCCAGGGUUCUAUUCCUGACACAUUUGGCAAACUCUUGGAUCUACAAUUGUUGGAUCUUUCUGAUAAUAAAAUCUCCGGAAUGAUUCCCAAGCCAUUAGAGCGACUUGUAAGCAUGAAAUAUUUCAAUGUUUCGUACAACAGAUUAACUGGAGAAAUUCCAAGUGGAGGUCCUUUUGCCAACUUCACUUAUGAAUCAUUCUUGUCAAAUGUUGGUCUAUGUGGGACUCCUCGGAUGCAUGUCCCACCUUGCCCCUCUAAUACUCCUCGGAUGCAUCAAUCAAAGAACAACACAGUGGUUCUCAUUGUUCUUGUCUCGUUGGCGGUUCUUAUAGUGCUAAUUGCCUCUGUUUCUGUGCUAUGCAUUUUCAAGAAGCACAGCAGGGAGGAGGUUCCAGAAGAACCAAACUUUCUGUCAGCAACAACACCAGCAAGAUAUUCCUACUAUGAACUCCAACGGGCAACAAAUGGAUUCGAUGAAAGCAACUUGCUAGGUAGUGGAAGCUUCGGAUCAGUUUAUAAAGGGAUUUUAAAAAAUGGGAUGCACGUUGCUGUCAAGGUUUUUCGUUUGAUACAUGACGGUGGAAAUAGGAGUUUUGAUAGUGAGUGUAAAGUUUUGCGCAAUAUUCGUCACAAAAAUCUCACAAAAGUCUUUGGCAGUUGCUCCAACUUGGAUUUUAAAGCAUUGGUGCUAGACUACAUGCCUAAUGGGAGUCUGCACAAGUGGUUAUAUUCUCACAAUUAUUUUUUAGAUAUGAUACAAAGAGUGCGUAUAAUGAUUGAUGUGGCAUCGGCGUUGGAAUAUCUUCACAAUGGUUACUACAUGCCCGUUAUCCAUUGCGAUUUGAAACCCAGCAAUGUCUUAAUAGAUGCUGAUAUGAUGGGACAUCUGAGUGACUUUGGUGUUGCAAAGCUCUUAGAAAGAGGGAAUUCAACACCUUAGCAACAUUUGGUUAUAUUGCUCCAGAGUAUGGACAAGAAGGUCUUGUGUCCAACCGUAGUGAUAUGUACAGUUAUGGCAUCAUGUUGCUUGAAGUUUUCACAAGGAUUCAGCCUGCA